Messenger RNA from Saccostrea cuccullata (small rock oyster), 770 nucleotides. RefSeq lists its product as uncharacterized. The record is from RefSeq and is a predicted model, not a curated record. The transcript has 4 exons. The coding region runs from base 66 to 770 and encodes 234 amino acids. NCBI's taxonomy places the organism in Eukaryota, Metazoa, Mollusca, Bivalvia, Ostreida, Ostreidae.
UUCUUUUCCUAAUUUUCCUUCCAGUAAAUAACAGCAUUAACUUAAGGCAGUCCUAUUUCUUUGAAAUGAAGAAAUCCGUGUCAAUUAAUUGUGGAUUCAAAGACUGCCUCACAGCAGGAAAAACAAUCAAUAUUACAAUGGUUCCGAAAGAGGUUAAUUUAACAGUAGAAAUAAGGAAAAGUUCACCAUACCUCGUGGGAGAUUUUGGUCAUCUGAGCUGUGUUUUUGAUUUCGAAUUUUCGAACUUUUCAUGGUCGAGUCCCUCAUUUUGGUGGACUAAAGAUGGACUCAACCUAACCCUGUCUGAUGUUUUCAUGAGUCAAGAAUGUAAUGGCCACAGAUGUGAAUCUCAACUCAACAUGAAAACAGUGGACUUUCAACACGAAGGUGAAUAUGCCUGUGAGGCAGUAUUGGAUGAGUUGGACUUCUACGGCACUGGUACAGCAAAUGCUUCUGUUAAGGUCUGGGAAAAACCUAUCAUUGUAAUGGAACCUAAUGUCACCACUGUCCAAAAGUAUGAAAAUAUCUCAAUCAGUUGUUACAUUGUAAACGAAGACAAAGCCUAUCUUCUUCAAAAUGAUUCCUUGAAGUGGUGUUUUGCUGAUGGCAGUGAAAUAGCAGACGUUGGUAAAUAUACUGAAAUUAACCAGACCUACUCAUUUCAAGUGAAAAAAUCCAUUAAAAUUCACUGUGGAUUAAACAAUUGCUCAGCGGCUGAAAAAUCAUCAGCGAUCACAAUGGUGCCAAAGCGUAAGUUUCAUAUUGUUUAG